Protopolystoma xenopodis is the source of this 1272-nucleotide messenger RNA. Lineage: Eukaryota; Metazoa; Platyhelminthes; Monogenea; Polystomatidea; Polystomatidae. The record is from the annotation of a GenBank genome assembly.
AUGCCCAACACAAGACUAGUCUCCCGCCCGGCCGACAGUCAAGAUUUCUCCUGUCUGUCCAGCGGUCAGAUGGGCAGCGAUUAUGUCGACGAGAUGAUCUGCUCUCGAUCAGACUCUAGAAGACGAUUGAACAGAAGUCAGAGGCAACCGGAGGAUGCGGGAACUGCCAGAGAAAACGGAGGAGAGGAGGUGAUGGAGUCAGAGGAGGAUGAAGAGGAGGAAGACGAGGAAGAUGAGGAGGAAGAUGAUGAUGAAGAGGAGGAUGAUGAUGAAGAGGAGGAGGAGGAAUGUGAGGAGAGCCUAGAAGUGGACAAUGAAGCGGAAGGGGUUGACGAAGAAAUGCGAGGCAGCAAAGGUCCUGCGAGAUAUGAGCCGAUUUGCUCCGUCUCCACGACCUCCAUUGAUCUCUCCUCAUCGACAGCCAGUUUACUGGCGAAAAACCGAUUUCUUGCCGAUCAAACAACUUCUCAGUCGCCAACAAAGCAUCCAACCCCGCCGCUAACCAUAGCCAUACCGUCAACUGGGCUUUUUAUCCCCUCUAUCUCCGUUUCCGCUGGUACUGAUCAGGUCGCUGAACAGUCGACCGGUCAAAACCAUUCGCAGCCUCAGCAUUCACACAUUCUUGCGUCCCAGACUCCCUUGUCACAGUCACUCGGGCUUGGGCUUCUCCAUCCGUCCAUACAACCCCAGAGUCAGCAACACUUGCAUCCCCCCCACGUCCAGCAUCACCACCAGCCAGCACAGUUGGCCACCGAGCUGAGGCAACAUCACCAGCCAGAACACCAUCUUCAACAGCAUCAGCAUCAUCAACAACAACAUCAGCACCAACAACAGCAACAGCAACUCCAGCAGCAACAACAACAACAGCAAAAACUGUCAUCAGCAGAUUCAGCACAGCAACACCAACAACAGCAGACAACGCAUCAUCACUUUCACCAGUCGGCCAAUGUCACUUCGACCGCUGUCAUGGUGGCAGCGGCAGCAGCGGCUGCGGCGGCAGCAGCAGCCUCGGCCAAACAGAAACGUCAUCGAACGCGAUUCACACCCGGACAGCUAAACGAGCUUGAACGAGCCUUCUCGAAGACUCACUAUCCGGACAUCUUCAUGCGUGAAGAGCUGGCUCUGAGAAUCGGCCUCACUGAGUCCAGAGUGCAGGUGAGUCACAGGCAAACAAAGGGGAUAGACACAGUUUUUUCCGUUUCACCUACACUACGCAGCCAGAGGUAUCCUAGCUGUAGUACAAUUCUGGUUAGUGUCUGGGAUCCUCAUUAA